Messenger RNA from Closterium sp. NIES-65, 894 nucleotides. The record is from the annotation of a GenBank genome assembly. NCBI's taxonomy places the organism in Eukaryota, Viridiplantae, Streptophyta, Zygnematophyceae, Desmidiales, Closteriaceae.
AUGGUGACCUCACCAGAUACUGGGACGUCCGGUGAUCGAUGCAAGCGUCGCAAGAAGGUGCCGAACCCUCUUGUUCCUAGGCCGUCGCCCAGGCCCGUCAUGCCCACGCCAAGUGCCUCUAGCAGCGAGGCGACAGAUCAGGAGCCCUGCAGGAGCCCACGCAGUCCGCUUCCGCAGGUGAAGGUUCCCGUGUUUCCUGUAUCAAGCCGACCGCGGGGACAGAAGAAGCGGGUGCGCGACGCAGAGACGCCGGAGACAAGGCGCCGACAAACGGAGAAGAAGCGGAAAGCUUACACCGUCAAGGAGAAGCUUUACUGGCUCAAGAUGCUUGACGCGCAGCCCCCUAUGAGCGUCCGGGGUUUGGCCAGGCUCGCCAAAGUCCAGCCAAAGCAGAUCCGCGACUGGCGCAGCAUGAAGGAGCGGCUCGACAAAGCGGCAGGGUGUUGCCAACGUCUCACUGGUGCGGGACGAAGUACCCCGAUAUGGAGGUUGCGGUCUACCGAGGAGCUCGACGAGCUCGUCCCCAACCCUUUCUACCUUGAUCCUGCCGCCCCUGCGAGCAAGAAGAGCGAUGAAGCCUCCUCUCCAUCUGAGGAGGAGGAGGAGGAGGAGGAAGAGGAAGAGGAGGAGGAGGCGGCGGAGGAGGAGGAGGAAGAGGAGGAGGAGGAGGAGGAGGAGGAGGAGGAGGAGGAGGAGGAGGAGGAGGACGAGGAGGAGGAGGAGGAGGGGGACACGGAGAAGGAGGAGGACGAGGAGGAGGAUGAGGAGGGCGAGGAGCCUGGUGGUGCGGAGGUGGAGGGUGGAGCGGGAUGGGAGGAUGAUGGCGAUGAGUGGUGGGCAGAAGGGCGAUAUGAUGGGGAGGAGGUCGAGACUUGGGUUGCGGGACAGGAUUAG